Messenger RNA from Humulus lupulus (European hop), 931 nucleotides. RefSeq names its product sm-like protein LSM8. Gene Ontology annotation, cellular component: precatalytic spliceosome; U4/U6 x U5 tri-snRNP complex; U6 snRNP. Gene Ontology annotation, molecular function: RNA binding. NCBI's taxonomy places the organism in Eukaryota, Viridiplantae, Streptophyta, Magnoliopsida, Rosales, Cannabaceae. Gene Ontology annotation, biological process: mRNA splicing, via spliceosome. The record is from RefSeq and is a predicted model, not a curated record. The coding region runs from base 323 to 619 and encodes 98 amino acids. The transcript has 6 exons.
ACGUCUGGUCUGGUCAGAGGUCUGGUCUUUCUCUCUCUGGCGCUCAGUGUCUCAUUCUCACUCUCUCAGACGCUCACUUCACCGGCUCUCCGUCACUUUUGAGCCGAUACUCUCCGUCAGAAAAACCGCCACUGCUACUAUUCUCCGAGCCUUUAACCAAAAAUUCAAUUAGUUUUCAUAGCUCACUAGCCCUCAUUCCCGCGUAACAGCCAUUGAGCUCUGAGGUUGGCGCUGGUCACUGACUCACUUUCCUCAUCUACGGAAGUACUUUCCAUCGGUCUGAAGAAGAGGUCCUUGCUUUAUUCAUUCCAAGGGUUGGAAUAUGUCUGGUGGCCCUGGACUUGAGUCUCUAGUAGAUCAAACAAUAUCAGUUAUCACAAAUGAUGGGCGCAAUAUUGUGGGAGUUUUAAAAGGCUUUGACCAGGCUACAAAUAUCAUUCUCGACGAGUCUCAUGAACGUGUUUUCUCGACAAAGGAAGGUGUUCAGCAACUAGUGUUGGGUUUGUAUAUAAUAAGAGGCGACAACAUAAGUAUCGUCGGAGAAUUAGAUGAAGAAAUCGAUUCGUCUGUUGACUGGUCGGAAAAAAGAGCUCAUCCUCUAAAGCCUGUCAUUCAUUGAGUGGCUUGGAAGGCAAUAGAGCUGUUGUAGAUUGUCUGGUCGAUUACCAUCCAGCAAGAGUUUUCUUGGUUUAUAGUUUGUUCAUCUUGUUCAUUGCUAUCAAAAUGAGCUUUCUCUGAGAUUGUUCUGAUCCCAAUCAGAAAAAAAGGACAAUAUCUUCAAACCCAAAUUUUACCAAAUAUUUAAAGACUGUUUUGUGCUACUUUAAUAUUCUAUUUCAUUGGCAUUGGUGGUGGUUAUUUUCUCAGAACAAUCAAAAUUGUAAAUGUAUAAAGUACACUAUUAAUUAGACAAAGAAGUGCUGUUGGAUAA